Molecule: messenger RNA, 702 nt
Organism: Rotaria sp. Silwood2
Lineage: Eukaryota; Metazoa; Rotifera; Eurotatoria; Philodinida; Philodinidae
Source: the annotation of a GenBank genome assembly
AUGAUUGAAGUUUUACAAUGUUUCCUUUACGAACAUCUAAUUAAUCAACAAAUUCAAGGUAUAACUAUACCAACGAUUAUUGCUCUUGUUCGAGUUAUUCUUGAAAAUCAAUAUAUACUUUGUGACAAGAAAGUUUACCAACAAAUUCAAGGAAGUGGUUUUAAAUCACCAUUGACAACGAUAUUAGCAAAUAUCUACAUGUAUUAUUGGCAAAAAGAUUUAGUAACAAUUUUAGAUAAUAAAAACGAAAUCUUUGUCAAAUCUUUAGAUGAAAUAUUCUUUACAUGGAAUGAAUCCGAAGAGCGUCUUUCUAAUAUACUAAAUACAAUGAAUCGACAUUAUCCAACUAUUCGACGGGUCAUAACUAUUAAUAAAGAUAUCAAUUAUCUAGAUGUGAAUAUUACUCAUAUUUCUGGUAAUCUAACACUUCAAGUUGCUCAUAACAUAAACAUCGAACCAUAUUCAUUACCUUUUGGAUUUGGUCGUCAACGAUACAAGUAUAAGACAUUGUUCCGAAUAGCUCUUAUACCUGCUAUACGAUGUUAUACAAAUGUGUCUGACUUUACUAAUAAACUUCAACAUCUGCAAUUAUCAUUUCGACAUGACAGAUUCGUCAAUGAUUUUAUUAUUAGCAAAUUUCUAUCAUUUCUCGAAGAAUUUAAUGCUGAUGAAAUGAAACUUCACAAUGGUAAAGCCUAUUAG